This is a messenger RNA of Ailuropoda melanoleuca (giant panda), 1183 nucleotides long. RefSeq names its product serine protease 46 (gene PRSS46P). Gene Ontology annotation, molecular function: serine-type endopeptidase activity. NCBI's taxonomy places the organism in Eukaryota, Metazoa, Chordata, Mammalia, Carnivora, Ursidae. The coding region runs from base 12 to 959 and encodes 315 amino acids. Gene Ontology annotation, biological process: proteolysis. The record is from RefSeq and is a predicted model, not a curated record. The transcript is spliced from 5 exons.
ACCUGCUAGCCAUGGAGUGUGGACCAGGAGAUCUUCAGAGUCUCCCAUCUUCAUUUUCCUCUGCCAGACUUGGGACCCCUCUGUAUUUCGAAGAACCCUGGUUCCAGACCUGCGGUCACACCAACAUCGCCUGCAAGAUGGUGAAGGGGAGGCUGGUGGAGGUAGGCAAGUGGCCAUGGCAGGUGAGCAUCCUGUUCCUGGGCGCCUACAUCUGCAGCGGCUCCCUCAUCCACCACCAGUGGGUCCUCACGGCGGCACACUGCCUGCAGAGAUCCAAAGACCCCAAAAUGUACUCCGUGAAUGUGGGAGUCCAGCACCUCCCAGACAACGGCACUCAGCUCCUACUCACCCGCAUUGUGAUUCACGAGGAUUUCCGCAACCUCAUAUCCCAGGACAUUGCCCUCCUGAAGCUCAGGGACCCCAUCUCCUGGUCCCCCCUCAUCCAGCCUGUCUGCCUACCCAACAACAGAUUCACGCCGUCUGUCGGAACCAUGUGCUGGGUCAUCGGGUGGGGACGUAAAAACGCUCGAGUCUCUUCAGUAACCCCAAAGACCCCCUACAGUCUUCAGGAGGUGGCUGUCAAGAUCAUAAACAGUGAAACCUGCCAAGAGCAGUACCAGUUCCUCUUCUUGAAGGACCAGAAGAAGUUCAUUGGGAAGGACAUGCUGUGUGUCAGCUCGGAAUGGGGCAUGGACUCCUGUCAGGACAACUCCGGCAGCUCCCUCGUCUGCCAGGUGAACAACUCCUGGAUUCAGAUGGGGGUGGUGAGCUGGAGCCUGAGCUGUAACCAGCACCGCUUCCCAGGCAUCUACACCAGCACUUCCCACUUCACCCGCUGGAUCAAGAGGCAGAUCUCCGACAUGAGGUUCACGAGCAGGGCUGGCCCUGCCUUCCUGAGCCCCGUCGCCCUGACUGGCUACAUUCUGCUCGUGUCCUUGGGCUCCCUGCGGCUCCUGUGAGCGGUGUUUCUGGGGCAAGCACUCCCAGAGGCUGCUUCUUCCUCCCUCUGUCUGUGCUCAGAAGACGUGCAGACCCAGGGAGCACGUGACAUCAGGACAGCACGCCCUCGGGGGAGGGUCCCAGAGCCACUGGUUUUUAAGUUGUUCAAUGAAGAUGCUCUUGAGUUUUGUGCCACAGAAGGGAUCUUUCUUCUCGACCGUGGCCAGAAUCCUUCAGAGCCUCC